Tetrahymena thermophila SB210 is the source of this 462-nucleotide messenger RNA. RefSeq names its product asterix protein, putative. The record is from RefSeq and is a predicted model, not a curated record. Gene Ontology annotation, cellular component: endoplasmic reticulum membrane. The transcript has 3 exons. NCBI's taxonomy places the organism in Eukaryota, Ciliophora, Oligohymenophorea, Hymenostomatida, Tetrahymenidae. Gene Ontology annotation, molecular function: protein folding chaperone. Gene Ontology annotation, biological process: protein insertion into ER membrane.
AACAAUAUUAAAUUAAAAAAAAAUCUUAAAAUUUCAAUAAAUUAUUCCAAAAAGAAAAGUUUAAAAGAUAAAUAAUAGAUAGUUAAAUAGAUGUCAACUAGGGAUAGAAGAAGCGAAGAAAAAAUUAUUUAUUACCAACCAGCUCCUUAAACUGAAGAUUAGUAAGGAGGUGAUUUGUAGUAAAUUCUCUCUUUCAUUUUAGGUUUUGUUGGUAUUAUGAUGAAAUAAAAGAUCUGUUUAUGGGUAGCUUUAUUCAUGCUUCUUUCUAAUUUUGCUAAUAUCAAGCAAACCUCUGAUGUAAAGCAAAUGAUUAUUAAUGCAGGCAUUAUUGUUAUGGGUAUGGUCUCUCUUUACUAUUGGUAACCUAAAUUAGAAGAAUAAUAACUCUAAGCUUAAAUGGCUUAAUAAUAGUAAGGUGCUGCUGCUUCUGAGCCUGUUUUAGAAGAAAAGUUUGAAUAAUGA